Messenger RNA from Arabis nemorensis, 603 nucleotides. The record is from the annotation of a GenBank genome assembly. NCBI's taxonomy places the organism in Eukaryota, Viridiplantae, Streptophyta, Magnoliopsida, Brassicales, Brassicaceae.
AUGGCUCUUUCCAAGAAAUGGGCUUCGUUAAUCUCCGUUAUCGCUUCUUCUCUCUUUGCUUUCAUCAUCGUCUUCCAGAUUCCUCUCUUCAGAGUACCGUGCAGGAACAAGAGCUGUGAAACACCAUUAGAGGUAAUGUCUUGUCACUUGAUUGGAAGUGAACUCAUUCCUUCAUAUGUUAUCAAGACACUCCUUUAUCCUGGUGCUAUUGCCAAGUCUCUUAUUGCUGGCUCUGGACUCCCCAACUACCACAAAUUGCUCAAGAUAUACGGUUUCAACGAGAUGUAUAGAUCCUCCUUUUCGACCGAUAUUCAUCAUCUAGAGGUGUUUGCUGGGAGUUGUUUAUGUCUACUUGGAGCUUUACUUAGCUUGUUCAAACCAAGAAGGAUAAGCUUCAUUGGAACGCUUUUGAUAUAUUGGGGUCUUAUCAGAGAGAUUGUUCUAUUGGACUCAGCUCAUGGUUGGAUAAGCUCGCAAAGAAACUCUGUUCGUGUCUACCUUACCCUGUUUCUCGCAUCGCUUUCUGCAUUUCUCUCCAUACGAAGCGAUGUCAGGAAGAUCAUCAGGUGUUGCAAAUCUCUCUUACUCACAAAAGAAGACUAA